Molecule: messenger RNA, 408 nt
Organism: Acyrthosiphon pisum (pea aphid)
Lineage: Eukaryota; Metazoa; Arthropoda; Insecta; Hemiptera; Aphididae
Product: KRAB-A domain-containing protein 2-like
Exons: 1
Coding region: 1-408 (135 amino acids)
Biological process (GO): DNA integration
Molecular function (GO): nucleic acid binding
Source: RefSeq, a predicted model, not a curated record
AUGCAAUCACAAUGUUAUAAUGAUUAUCGUUUUAUUUUAAAUUACCAAGACCAUCUUACAAAAUUUGUAUUAUUACGGUCUCUAAAGUCAAAACGUGCUGAAGAAAUUGCUAUAAAUGUAUUGGAUAUUUAUACUACUUUUGGGGCACCGUUAAUUUUGCAUUCUGAUAACGGACGAGAGUUUGUCAAUUCAAUUAUCACUAAUCUUAAUGAAAUGUGGAGUGAUGUAAAAAUUGUACAUGGCAAACCACGACAUAGCCAGAACCAAGGGUCGGUAGAACGUGCUAAUAGAGAUAUUGAAGCAAUCUUAGCUGCAUGGAUGACAGACAACAAUAGCAAAGAUUGGCCAACCACUCUCAAGUUUAUCCAGUUUCAAAAAAAUGGAGUAAAUCGGAGUAAAUCGGAGUAA